AUGGCCCACAACCGAAGAGACUCCCAAUCUUUCAUGGAUGAUUUCGAUGGGGAUGAUAACGAAGAACAUAACACACAAUCUGCUGAUUACAGGAGUGAGCACAGUAAUCAAUGUGACAGUGACGAGGAGGGGCAUCGUAAAACGCACCCUGAAUCUUCUUUCAUUUCUCAGCAGUGGCCUCAAACUUAUAGAGAUGCCAUUGAUUCUUACACAAUAUCUGUGGCUCCAAAUAUUGAAUCAAUAAUACGAGCACCAAGUGUUAUUUAUUCAAGCUUUAUCGGUGGUGGUUCAAAGAGUAUGUUGGAACAUGAUGAAAGGACUUCUUUUCUAUCUGGUGAGGAAAUCAUUCAAGCAGGGAUAUCAAGAAGACAAUCAACAUGGUGGGAAAAAGCUUCAAUUCAAAUGCAAAUUCCUGAAGAGUUACCAAUUGGUUAUGGAUGCAGCCUCAGUCAAACAAUAUUUAACGGGAUUAAUGUGAUGGCUGGAGUUGGACUUCUUUCUACACCAUAUACAGUGAAACAAGCUGGGUGGGCAAGCAUGCUUGUGAUGCUUUUCUUUGCAAUUGUAUGUUGUUAUACAGCAGAUCUUAUGAAACACUGCUUUGAAAGUGAAGAAGGUAUCGUUAGCUACCCUGAUAUAGGAGAAGCUGCAUUUGGAAGAUAUGGUCGCCUUAUUGUAUCAAUCAUUUUGUACGUUGAGUUAUAUUCAUAUUGUGUAGAGUUUAUCAUCUUGGAAGGAGAUAACCUCUCUGGGUUGUUCCCCGGAACAUCCUUAGAUUGGGGGGGUUUCCACUUGGACACCAAACACUUGUUUGGAAUUUUAACUGCGCUUAUCAUUCUUCCGACUGUUUGGUUAAAGGAUCUACGCAUACUCUCGUAUCUCUCAGCUGGAGGGGUUGUGUCUACUACUUUGGUUAUUUUGUGUGUUUUUCUUGUUGGGACAAGAGAUGAUGUUGGAUUCCACCACAGUGGUUCAUUGGUGAAUUGGAGUGGCAUUCCUUUUGCUGUUGGUAUCUACGGGUUUUGCUUUGCAGGACAUUCAGUUUUUCCAAACAUUUAUCAGUCGAUGGCAGACAAAAGAGAAUUUACCAAGGCUGUCAUUGUAAGUUUUCUUAUAUGCACAGUUGUGUAUGGAAGCUCAGCUGUGAUGGGAUUUCUAAUGUUUGGUGAAGGGACUUUGUCUCAGAUAACAUUGAAUUUACCACGUAAUGCAUUGGCUUCCAAAGUUGCUUUGUGGACAAUAGUAAUUAGCCCAUUAACCAAAUAUGCUUUGAUGAUGAACCCAUUGGCAAGGAGCGUUGAUGAGUUGCUACCGAUUAGCAUGUCAAAUAGUUAUUGGUGUUUCAUUACUCUUAGAACAGUGUUGGUUAUAUCUACAGUUUGUGCCGCUUUUAUGAUUCCAUUUUUUGGGCUUGUGAUGGCUUUAAUAGGUUCUCUCCUCAGUCUACUAGUGGCAGUGGUGUUGCCAUCUUUAUGCUUUUUGAAAAUUGUGGGAAAAAACGCUACAUGUACACAGGUUGUUCUUAGCGUCAUAAUUGCUGUGCUUGGAAUUGCUGCUGCUUUGAUCGGAACAUACUCAUCUGUAUUCAAAAUUAUGCAAAAAUAA
Molecule: messenger RNA, 1605 nt
Organism: Vigna angularis (adzuki bean)
Lineage: Eukaryota; Viridiplantae; Streptophyta; Magnoliopsida; Fabales; Fabaceae
Product: amino acid transporter AVT1A
Exons: 12
Coding region: 1-1605 (534 amino acids)
Cellular component (GO): plasma membrane
Source: RefSeq, a predicted model, not a curated record